AUGUCCUCCUCCUCCUCCGCUUCUUACCAGCGCCCCUCCCCUACUUCCGGCCGCCUCCGCAAAUCCCUCACGUGGCUCUUCGUCGCCCUUCUCAUCAUCUACGUCGUUUACUCCGCCAAAAUCAUCCUCAUCAAAGACUCCCCGCCUACUAAGUGUAGCUAUGUCGAUAACAAUAAUAAUAAUAAUAAUAAUCAUAAUCUCGUCAAGGAAAACCGCCUUUCUACUACUAACGCCGCCGCCAAUCCGCCGCCGCCUUCUCCUCCGUCGUCCGAGGAGGAAGAGGAGGAGGAGCCGCCGCCGCCGAAGAAGAAGCCGUCGUUUCGCGACGACACGGAGGUGAAGCACGUCGUCUUCGGGAUCGCCGCGUCCGCCAACCUAUGGGAAAAACGGAAAGAGUACAUAAAAGUGUGGUGGCGGCCGCAGGAGACCCGCGGCGCGGUGUGGCUAGACAAGGCCAUCGACGUUCAGAACAGCGACGAGCUUCCGCAGAUCAAAGUCUCGGGCGACACCUCCCGGUUCAACUACACGAACCGGCAGGGCGACAGGUCGGCUCUCCGGAUUUCGCGGGUGGUUUCGGAGACGCUGAGGUUGGGAUUGGAAGACGUGAGGUGGUUCGUGAUGGGAGAUGACGACACCGUGUUUUUCGUGGAUAAUGUUGUGAGAGUGUUGAAUAAGUACGAUCACACCCAGUAUUACUACAUUGGCAGCUCCUCGGAGAGUCACAUCCAGAACAUCUUUUUCUCGUACAGCAUGGCCUACGGCGGCGGCGGCUUCGCCAUUAGCUACCCCUUAGCUGUAGAGAUUGAGAAAAUGCAGGAUCGCUGCAUCUCGCGAUACCCGGGUUUGUAUGGCAGUGAUGACAGAAUUCAGGCUUGCAUGGCUGAGCUCGGCGUGCCUAUUACCCGAGAACCCGGAUUUCAUCAGUUUGAUGUGUACGGCAACUUACUGGGGCUACUGGGAUCCCACCCGGUGGCACCAUUAGUGUCGGUCCACCACCUGGACGUGGUGGCCCCCAUCUUCCCGGACAUGACCCGAGUGGAAAGCCUCCGGCAGCUAUUCGAGUCCGUCAAACUCGACUCCGGCAGCGUAAUGCAGCAGUCCAUCUGCUACGACAAGCAGAGGUACUGGUCCAUAUCCGUCUCCUGGGGCUACGUCAUUCAGGUCAUAAGGGGCAUGAUAUCUCCCCGGGAGCUGGAAAUGCCUACCAGGACCUUCUUGAAUUGGUACAAAAGGGCUGAUUAUAUGGCGUAUGCGUUUAACACCAGGCCUGUCACUAGGCACCCUUGCCAGAAGCCCUUUAUUUACUACGUUAACAAGGUGAGACUUGACCGGAGUAGGAAUCAGAUCAUCGGGAUUUACUAUCGUCAUCGGGAGCCUUACCCUUAUUGCCGCUGGAGGGCCGACUCGCCGGAAAAUAUCGACUCCAUUGUCGUCUUGAAAGAGCCUGACACUGGCCGCUGGGAAAGGUCACCGAGGAGAGACUGUUGUAGAGUGUUGCCAUCGAGACAGAACGCCAGAAAUCUGUACUUGUGGGUGGGGAGUUGCAGAGAAGGUGAAGUGAGUGAGUUUUAG
Ipomoea triloba (trilobed morning glory) is the source of this 1572-nucleotide messenger RNA. RefSeq lists its product as uncharacterized. Gene Ontology annotation, molecular function: acetylglucosaminyltransferase activity. The transcript has 3 exons. The record is from RefSeq and is a predicted model, not a curated record. Bases 1 to 1572 code for a protein of 523 amino acids. NCBI's taxonomy places the organism in Eukaryota, Viridiplantae, Streptophyta, Magnoliopsida, Solanales, Convolvulaceae.